GUACACGAAGGAUAACAAACCAAGUAAUGAUAAAGUUGUUGAGGUCAUGACACAAAUGAAGGACCUUGGGGCGCAAUCCAAUGCUACAAAUGAGGAAAUUAUCACACAGGUUCUAGGGCCUGAGCGACCUGGUCGUGUUCGAACAUAUGGAUUGGGUCCUUCCCCGACAGAUGUCUUUGGAGGCGGAUAUAGGCAAUCGCAAGAACAAACUCGUAUCAUCCAAACGCAAGUCCAAGAGCAACUUAACCAAUAUAAAGCACAAAUGGAGAUGCAAAUGAAGGAGAUGAUGAAUGCUAUGCUUAAUCAACAGAAAGUACAAAUGGAGAUGCAAAGCACAAUCCAAGCUCAACAAGCCCGAAUAGAGCAAUUGGAGUCUCAACAGGCCAUGGGUGGGCCUGUUGCACCAGCUGCUACACAUGUGCAUUCACAACAACAAUCUCAUGCAUACACCUCAUCGUUUAAUUGUCAUCGUUCAUCCGAGGAAGUGAGUAAUAGUUAA
Molecule: messenger RNA, 499 nt
Organism: Camellia sinensis
Lineage: Eukaryota; Viridiplantae; Streptophyta; Magnoliopsida; Ericales; Theaceae
Source: RefSeq, a predicted model, not a curated record